CUUAUAACUCCUUUUUUCCAAUAGGAAAGUGUGUACGUAGAUUCGUUGUGGAAUUCAAAGACCACCAUUUUCCAUUUUCGUUUCUCUGAAUCACAUUUUCCAGUUUUGACACGUAUUUGAAAUUCACGCUGUGUGGAAUGUUUGUAAUCCCCGGAGCAUAUAUAUAAGAGCAACAUUAGCCACUGGGACACAUAAACAUUACCACUCUUUUAUUCAUUUUUUGUGUGCUCUAAUUUUUGUUCUUUGACUCAAGACUUCAAAAAUUCACAAGACUUUUCUUCAUUUUUGAUACGCAACAUACAAGAACGUUAAGGACACAGAAAAAAAGGGGACUAAUCUUGAAAGAAAUUGAAGAGAGAGUGUGUGAAUCUCUAUGGGAUUAUCACUUUCAUUGCUCUUAUCAGCUUGGGAAGAAAUUGUUAGGCAUUCACUGUUUAGUCUCUCAUUCAACGUCAAUUUUGGUUCCAAGGAAGGUGCGGUGAUCUUGAGAGCAGGGAGCUUCAAGAGAAGAGAACCAGAAUCAAGCACUGUGGUGGUUUCAAAUGGUUCUUCUUCUUCUUCCAAGUUGAAGGAGUUUAGGCCAGAACAUGUGACCCUUGAAAGGAACCUUUCAUGUGUUGAAGACAUGAAGAAGAAGAUGAAUUCAGGGUGUGGAAAAGAAAAAUUGAAGCAGCAUAAGCCUGUGCCUGUUCUAUCUCUCCCUGAGGCUGUGGUUUUCUCUUCUCCGAGGCCGGUUAGCGAACUCGAUGCAGCUGCCACUAAGCUGCAGAAGGUUUAUAAGAGUUAUCGUACCAGAAGAAACUUGGCAGAUUGUGCUGUGGUGGUGGAGGAACUAUGGUGGAAGGCAUUGGAUUUUGCUGCUCUUAAAAGGAGUUCAGUUUCAUUCUUUGAUGUGGAGAAACAAGAAUCUGCUGUGUCAAGGUGGGCAAGGGCAAGAACAAGAGCAGCUAAGGUUGGUAAAGGUUUGUCCAAGGAUGAUAAGGCACAAAAAUUGGCCCUUCAACAUUGGCUUGAAGCUAUUGACCCACGUCAUCGUUACGGACACAAUUUGCACUUGUAUUAUGAUAUUUGGUUUGAAAGCCAAAGCACUCAACCAUUCUUCUACUGGUUGGAUGUUGGAGAUGGUAAAGAAAUUAAUCUUGAGAAGUGUCCAAGGACCACUUUACAGCGCCAGUGCAUUAAAUAUCUUGGACCAAAAGAAAGGGAAGAAUAUGAAGUGAUUGUUGAGAAUGGGAAAUUGGUGUAUAGACAAGAUGGGAGGCCUGUGGAUACUGAUGGAAAGUGCAAAUGGAUAUUUGUUCUCAGCACCACAAGGUCCUUGUAUGUGGGACAAAAGCAGAAGGGUAUGUUUCAGCAUUCAAGUUUUCUUGCCGGUGCUGCAACAACAGCUGCAGGCAGAUUAGUUGUUCAUCAAGGUGUUCUUGAGGCAAUUUGGCCAUAUAGUGGUCACUACCACCCAACAGAAGAGAACUUCAAAGAAUUCAUAAGCUUCCUUAAAGAGCACAAUGUAGACCUCUCUAAUGUCAAGCAGAGAUAUGCUAUAGAUGAUGAUGAACCUUCAAUUAUUGGUACCAAUUCAUUUAUUGCCACUAAUGAAUCACAACCACCAAAAGGUCCCACUCAAAUUUCUCAACCAGGCACAGCAACUUCAAUCAAUGCCAACAAGAGAGAUGCAAAAGCUAAGAAAGAGGUUAAGGAUAAGAGUUUUGAGGCUCCAAUAUUUGACAUGUCUAAGAGGCUAUCUUGCAAGUGGUCCACUGGGAAUGGACCAAGAAUUGGGUGUGUCCGUGACUACCCAGAACACCUUCAAUCAAGGGCACUGGAGCACGUUAACUUGUCACCAAGACCCGCGUCUGCUCGCUAUGGCCCAAUUCCGUCACCUAGGCCCAGCCCAAAAGUUAGGAUAUCACCUAGGCUUGCAUACAUGGGCCUACCAAGCCCAAGAACCUCUAUUCCCGCUGCAAGUUGAGAGCCACUAUCCCUAAGUGGCAACUAAUGACACUCAAUUUUAUCUCUCCGUUUAGAUUUUUUGGGUUUCGUAAUUUGUUUAUUUCUUUAUUCUUUUAGGGAUUUUGUAUUUGUAAGGCGACUUUGACCUGAUUUGCCUUUCCCUUUGUAUAUUUUUAGAAAGGCGAUUUAGUUAAUUCUUUAACGUAAGUAGAGUACAAAAUUUGAUGUUCGGAAAAGCACAAUUAUUAGUAGUAUUCAAUAAACAUUACAACAAUUCUUGUCUUUGA
This is a messenger RNA of Arachis stenosperma, 2237 nucleotides long. Its product is annotated as IQ domain-containing protein IQM1-like. Lineage: Eukaryota; Viridiplantae; Streptophyta; Magnoliopsida; Fabales; Fabaceae. The transcript is spliced from 9 exons. Bases 374 to 1969 code for a protein of 531 amino acids. The record is from RefSeq and is a predicted model, not a curated record.